Molecule: messenger RNA, 439 nt
Organism: Leptosomus discolor (cuckoo roller)
Lineage: Eukaryota; Metazoa; Chordata; Aves; Leptosomiformes; Leptosomidae
Source: RefSeq, a predicted model, not a curated record
UCAGGACCACCGGGACCCAAAGGAGACCAAGGCCAUGAAGGGAUGGAGGGUGAACCUGGUCUUCCCGGCCUGCCUGGGCUGCGAGGGCUACCCGGGGAGAGAGGACCACCAGGACCACGUGGCUUGAAAGGGGACCAAGGAGAUCUUGGCCCUCCAGGUCCAGUGGGGAUGCGGGGGUUCAAAGGUGACCGAGGUCCGAAGGGAGAGAAGGGGGACCGAGGUGGCAGCACGGGAUCAAGCUCAGGACUGAGCUCGCCCGGGAUGAUUCGGCUGGUGAACGGCUCCGGCUCCCACGAGGGACGGGUGGAGGUCUUCUAUGACCGGCGUUGGGGCACGGUGUGCGACGACGGCUGGGACAAGAAGGAUGGAGACGUGGUGUGCCGGAUGCUGGGCUUCCGAGGCGCUGAGGAGGUGUACCGCAUGGCCAGGUUCGGCCAAG